Messenger RNA from Uncinocarpus reesii 1704, 522 nucleotides. RefSeq lists its product as uncharacterized. The transcript has 3 exons. Lineage: Eukaryota; Fungi; Ascomycota; Eurotiomycetes; Onygenales; Onygenaceae. The record is from RefSeq and is a predicted model, not a curated record. The coding region runs from base 1 to 522 and encodes 173 amino acids.
AUGCUUGUGAGAGAGCGUUUCGGGGACAAAUACGGAGGCCACCCUUCACGUCGAGGAUUCGCAACCUCAUGGCCACAGUUUGACGUUGAUUCAAGGCGGUGUCGAAAAGCACCGCUGACCAGUUCCAAAGAACCCUCUGGAGGGCUGAGACACAGGUCUCCGCAACUCCCAGCCUUUUCCAACAGCUCAAGAGUGCUUGUGGCAACCCUCAUCCAGAGCAGCUUUGUGCGUCUCGUGUUGUUCGUCACACCUCGUCAUCAUUCCUUGACUGCUGCCUGUUUUCGUGUUUCCCCCCCCAAAAAUUCUAGAGGCCAGCAGAUGACAAAUGGAGGCCAACACACCCGAGGCCAGGCGCAGGAACAUUCAGCCAUAAGCAAACAGAACAAGAAACCUCCCGAACGCCCUCUUGCGAAUGACGAAACACUGCAUCGCUCACGAGAAACUCAAGAAAUGUCAAGACUCAUACCUCGCCCAUUGCCACCACCAAAAAGGCCCCCCUGCUUGCCUUUGCGUCUUCCCUGA